Messenger RNA from Rhagoletis zephyria (snowberry fruit fly), 2388 nucleotides. The record is from RefSeq and is a predicted model, not a curated record. Lineage: Eukaryota; Metazoa; Arthropoda; Insecta; Diptera; Tephritidae.
AUGAUGUACAAACGCGAAAAGAAGGAGGAUGAAGACGGCUACGGAAAUCCCUUUGCCAAGGUCGACAAAACCUCAGUCCUUCAAGAGGCCCGUGUCUUCAAUGAGACGCCUGUCAAUCCGCGAAAAUGCUCAUUGAUUCUUACAAAAAUUCUCUAUCUCAUCAACAAUGGUCAGCAGCUGUCCACACUGGAGGCAACUGAUGCUUUCUUCAAUAUGACCAAGCUUUUCCAGUCAAAGGACACCACCCUCCGGCGACUGGUGUACAUUGGCAUCAAGGAGUUGUCCAAGUUUGCUGAGAAUGCCUACGUUGUGACCAGCUCCCUAACAACUGAUAUGAACGGAAAGGAUGACCAAUGCCGACCGGCCGCAAUGAGAGCCCUCUGCCAAAUUACCGAUGCCACGACUUUUCAGGGCAUUGAAAGAUACAUGAAACAGGCAAUAGUCGAUCGCAACUCUGCCGUCUCCUCUGCAGCCCUCGUCAGCUCGAUUCAUCUCGCCAAGACGAUUCCCGAGGGCGUCAAGCGCUGGGCAAACGAGGCACAAGAAGCGGUGAACUCUGAUAACAUCAUGGUGCAGUCGCAUGCCCUUGGUUUGCUCUACCACAUUCGCAAAUCGGAUCGUCUGGCAGUAACCAAACUGGUCACCAAGCUAACACGUUCAAAUUUGAAGAGUCCUUAUGCUCUGUGCAUGCUGAUUCGUAUUGCUGCUAAACUAAUCGAGGAAGAAGGUGCCACCUCCGAAUCACCAUACUUUGAUUUCAUUGAAAGUGCCUUGCGCCACAAAAAUGAGAUGGUCGUCUAUGAGGCAGCCAAUGCAAUCAUCAAUCUUCGCUGCACCAGUCCUCGGGAGCUCAACUCGGCAAUCUCAGUGCUGCAGCUUAUGCUGUCCAGCUCCAAACCGACGAUUCGUUUUGCUGCAGUUCGUACACUUAACAAAAUUGCUAUGAACCAUCCAAAUGCUGUUAUGGCUUGCAACGUUGACUUGGAGAACCUGAUCACCGAUUCAAACCGCUCGAUUGCUACCCUAGCCAUCACUACGCUUCUAAAGACAGGCAACGAAAGCUCUGUGGAGCGACUAAUGAAGCAGAUUGCCUCCUUCAUGUCGGAGAUUAGCGACGAGUUCAAGAUUGUUGUCGUCGGUGCUACUCGUGCACUGUGCGCUAAAUUCCCUCGUAAGCACACGGUCAUGAUGGGCUUUCUCAGCUCGAUGCUGCACGAAGAAGGUGGUUACGAGUACAAGAAAGCCAUCGUCGAGACGAUUAUUGCAAUCAUCGAAGACAACCCUGAAGCGAAGGAGGGCGGUCUUGCCUAUCUAUGUGAGUUUAUCGAAGACUGCGAGCACACCAGUUUGGCUGUGAAGAUUCUCCAUCUGCUCGGUCGAGAAGGCACCAAAACUGCAUCGCCGGCAAAGUACAUUCGCUACAUUUACAAUCGCCUAAUUCUCGAGAAAAGUCCUGUUCGUGCAGCGGCUGUCAGCUCGUUGGCGAAGUUCGCCGCCCACUGUGAGGAUUUACUGCCGCAAAUUCUUGUGCUUCUUGAGCGCUCAACGCUCGACACGGACGACGAAGUUCGAGAUCGUGCGACAUAUUACCUGAAUAUUCUGCAUGAAAAGCAGCGGGCAAUUCUGAACACGUACGUUUCCAACACGUUGAACGUGAGCAUCAUUGGACUUGAAAAGGCUCUUCAGGGGUACAUCCAAGCGGCGGCGGCCACUGAUGGCGUUACCUACUUGCCCUUUGACAUUAAAUCAGUACCACUCAACACGGCCACGUUUUACGAAGGUGGAGAUGGAAAACUUGGCACCGGACUCGGACAAAAGUCCACUAACGGUCCCAGUGGAGCAGUGGCAGUGGAGAAGAUUGCCGCCACCAGACAGGACUUGUAUGCGGAACAAAUAGCGGCCAUUCCAAAGCUGGCGGCACUAGACUUAGGACCGAUCCUCAAGAGCUCACUACCUGUAGACUCACUACCUGUAGAGUUGACCGAAUCAGAGACCGAGUACGUCAUCCAGUGCGUGAAGCACAUGUUCAAGGACCACGUUGUACUGCAGUUUGAUUGUACCAACACGCUGAAUGAUCAGGUGCUUGAAAAUGUUACCGUUUCUAUGGAUAUUCCCGAAGGAUUUUCCGUGGAUGCAGUUGUGCCUGCGGAACAGCUUGCCUACAAUGUUCCGCGUUCGGUGUACAUUGCCUUGUCCAUUGACCCUGAACUGGACGAUGUCUCACUCCUUUCAGCAACGUUUACUUCUGUGACGCUUAAAUACACGGUCAAGGAUUGUGAUCCAAAUACAAACCAAGUAUUUGAUGAAGAAGGAUAUCCGGACGAAUAUGUUCUUGAAGACCUGGAUUUAAGCUUAGAGUUAAACCACUUGGCAAAUGGAUCAUCUUGA